This is a messenger RNA of Pediculus humanus corporis (human body louse), 1320 nucleotides long. RefSeq names its product leucine-rich repeat-containing protein, putative. Lineage: Eukaryota; Metazoa; Arthropoda; Insecta; Psocodea; Pediculidae. The transcript is spliced from 2 exons. The coding region runs from base 1 to 1320 and encodes 439 amino acids. The record is from RefSeq and is a predicted model, not a curated record. Gene Ontology annotation, molecular function: protein binding.
AUGACACUUUGCGCGCAGGACGCCAUUUUAAAAGAAACUUAUUUAACCGAACUUUUUUUGGAUAUGCAUUGUGAUAAAAAUGCAGAUGGUACUAAAAAUUUAAUACUUCCGGGAAACGAAUUGAUUAAAAAAAUAGGUAAACGGAUUCGCGACAGAGAUUUGGUAAAAAUUGCAAUGUUUUUGAGAAAUCAUCAAGAUGUAAUUGCUCUCGAAUUACCCUACAACGAAAUCACCGAUUGCGGAAUGUCAAUUUUAGUUAAUUUCUUUAAAGAAAGACCCGUCAUUCGAUACCUGAAUUUGAUAGGUAACGAAAUUGGUCCCAGAGGAAUCACAUAUUUAUCAGAAUUUUCCGAAUUUUUACCAUUGCGUACCCUUCGUCUGAGCGGAAACAAAAUCGGAGACGAGGGCGGAAGACUAUUAUGUAAAAUAUUAAAACUGGCUCCAAAUUUAAAAUUUCUAGACAUUUCGGACACUCAUCAAAGCGCAAAGGGUUUGGCUUAUAUUUUGAGUACUCUGAUUAAAAAAAAAGGAAAACCUUAUUUUUUGGAGUAUAUCGACAUAAGUCGACCGUUACCGCAAACGUACCAUCAAGUUCCCGACGCUCAUCUUGCCGAACAAAUAAUUAAUAAUCAUUUGAAAGAGAUUCACGCGGAAAAUCUUGGAUUUGAUUUUCGAGACAUGGAAAUUAUAACGGAAGGACUCUUUUUCAACAAAAGUUUAAUAUGUUUGAAUUUUAAUAAUAAUAAUAUCGGGGAUGACGGAGUCGAAUUUUUAUGUAAUUAUUUAAAAACUUGUCCGCAGCUCGAGUGUCUCAUGAUAGGAGCGAAUAAUUUCAGCGAUUUGGGAGCCAUUGCUCUCGGUAACGCUUUACCUUUUAGUAAAAUAAGAUUGCUCGACAUAACUAGAAAUCGUAUCACGGAUGAAGGCAUGCUAAGAAUAUUUUACACUAUAAAAAAAAUGGAGAAACUCAGAGGUUUGUUUAUUUGGGGUAACAAAAUUACCCACAGUUCUUUAGUGGUGUUGAAACAGUUAUUCGAAUCGAAAACCUUAGAUCCCGAACAUACGGAUGUGAAAUUCAAUUGCGUCGACAAUGAAUUGAGGGUUGGUUGGGAUCCACGCGUAAAUAGAUUUAAAAGUAGGUUUUAUUGCGUUUCGCCCUACGGUUAUCCUCCUAAAAGAACAAUUAAAAGAAUUCCACCUCCAAGCUCGGAGCCACCUCCAAUACAUUAUAGACAUCACGUUGAUGAUGUCGACGUAGGCCUUCCAUUGGCCGAUUGGGCUUUCGAAUGGAUAUUACCCAAAUUCGUUUAUCCUUUAUAA